This is a messenger RNA of Annulohypoxylon truncatum, 3218 nucleotides long. RefSeq lists its product as uncharacterized. Bases 157 to 3117 code for a protein of 986 amino acids. The record is from RefSeq and is a predicted model, not a curated record. The transcript has 3 exons. Gene Ontology annotation, molecular function: protein binding. NCBI's taxonomy places the organism in Eukaryota, Fungi, Ascomycota, Sordariomycetes, Xylariales, Hypoxylaceae.
CUCGAAUAGUCCGGCACAUAUACUCCGAUUUCCAUGGUGUUGUUAUUUCUUCCAUGAUAUAAACCUUGUCACUCUAUAAUACGACUGCCACUAUUUAAUUAUCAGCCAUCUGGAUUACGAGGCCUCUAAUCAAACCAACAACCCAUAUUUGCGAGAAUGAUGACGCAGCGUCCGGCAGUUUACGUAUGGCCUGAAGUAAUAGCUCCGGAUAUGUCCCCUAAAAUCAUUGUAGCUCCUCACCAGCCUCAAACAAGCGAAGACGAUUUCGAAAUGCCUAAUUUUGGAGCGACCUUCUAUCCUGGUGGUUCCGACGACUACUAUAUGCCCGAAGUAGUGGCACCAUCACCACAAAGGGUCAUACCAGAAAUUCCCGAAAACAUGCAGCAAGGUCUUCAGCGCAUGGAAUUAGAGGCUCGCUCUGUCGAACCGCGAAACGCAGCAUCGCAGCCCGGCUCUGGUCCACAACACGCUCGCGAGCCUUCUCUUUCCACCGUAUUAAACACCAGAGUCGGUAGUUUUGGGCAGCAAUACCAGCAAGGCCGGAACCCCGCCACCGAAUACAGUCCCGCAUCCAAUUACAGCCCAUCCAACUAUAGCCCUUUCCAGGAGACACAGGAUCGCAAUCCUCAAUUCGAGAGGAAUCUCCAAGAUAUGCGCGAAUUACCAUCCUUCUCCCCAUUUCCUAAAGUCCAGGGGGAACACAUACCUCCCAGCGACGAGGAGAAGGAAGCCGUCUUAGCCGAGAGCCGGCAACAUGUCCUCCACUCGAAUGACCCCGAUAUGCAAAUUUGCUGGGCUCGCGAUGUCUUGUCAUUCGUAGAAAUAGCCGCCGAGGCUGCGAUCCGGGAAGAGGAAGCUACGCGCGGUCUCAACGAACAAGGAUUACCCAUCCGGACAGCGACGCCUAAGAUCGAGCAUGAACUGCGAAUUGACGCCAUUAAUAUUGUUACCUAUCUCGCAGAUCAGGGUCAUCCCGAGGCUUUAUUCAUCAGGGGAAAGUGGUUAGAAUUCGGCAAGUUUGGCAUGCGGCAGGAUAAGAAAGAGGCAUACACCUGUUAUUCGACUGCCGCACAGGCUGGUUGGGGUCGCGCCGAUUAUCGAAUCGGUAUGCUUUACGAAAACUCGAAUGAUAUGGAAAAAGCUAUGAGGCAUUACCAAAUGGGGUUGGAUGCGAAAGACUCGGCGGCUAUGUACCGACUGGGUAUGAUCAGCCUCCUAGGUCAGCGGGGUCAACCAAAGGAUAUGGCGAGAGGGUUGGAUCUAAUACAUUCUGCUGCCGAUACGGCUGACGAAGAUGCGCCCCAGGGUGCCUUCGUCUAUGGUAUGCUCAUCGCAAGGGACCUUCCUGACGUCGCCGUCCCCGAUAAGGUCUUGACAUAUGAUGUUGGCGUUGCUCGGCAGUACAUUGAGAAGGCAGCGUAUCUUGGCUUUGCUAAGGCCCAGUUAAAGAUGGGACAGGCGUAUGAGCUAUGCCAGCUCGGUUGUGAUUUCAAUCCGGCCCUAUCACUGCAUUAUUAUGGCCUAGCGGCUAGGCAAGGCCAGCCAGAGGCGUCCCUGGGAGUCAGCAGAUGGUUUUUGUUCGGCUACGAAGGGACCUUCGCAAAGAACGAGAGCCUCGCGUUCAAGUAUGCUCAGUUAGCCGCCAAGGCGAAGCUACCAACUGGAGAGUUUGCCAUAGGUUACUACUACGAGAUCGGAAUAUCGGUUGAGAAAGAUCUGCGAGAAGCCCGGAGGUGGUACGAGCUAGCGGCGGAACACGGUAACAAAGAUGCUGUAGAGCGAUUGGAGAAUCUAUCGCAAUCCAAGACGUUGUCGAAGAAGGACCACGAGACGACGGCCUUAGCGAGGAUUAAGUCGAAACACGGUUCUCAGAGGGGUCAGAGACCGGACCGAUUUAAGCAAAUGAACAAUCCGAUGCCGGCUUUAUCCGAAGAUCAAAAAUCGCCUAGGAUGUCACCACAGCAAUCCCCUAGACUAGGAAAUUUCGACCAUACCGAUAUGCCUGAUCCAUCUCGAGUUAAUACAGGCGGUAAUCGGCCACCGGCCUUUACCGUUAACGUUUCGGGAAAAGCAGCGGUACCAUACCCUGAGGAUGAUAGGCCGGCAAAUCUAGCCUUACGACCGAAGUCUGCUGUGCCUUACCCCGAAGAUGAUAUGGCGGGCAUGAAGCCGCAGCUAUCGCCUUACUUUAACCCUGGUAUCCGGCCGUCAGGAGGCCCGGUUGCGGAUCGUCCGGGAAGCUCUUUUGGAAUCCGCACGCCGCAAUCUCCUGGUGCGCCCGGUAUACGUCCUUCCCAUUCUGCCGGGCAGCUUCCUAUUCCCCCAGCCGGUAUGGAUCCAAACCGUGGCCGCCCAGUCUCCGCCGGUUGGCAACCACAAGUUCAAGGCGAUUACAGACAGCCCAGUCCUGGUCCUCGAGGUCAAGGACGCCCCGUCACGGGACAAUUCGAUCAACGACCCCCCCCUGGAGCAUAUGACCAACGACUUGCCCAGUCUAGCGCGCACAAUAGACUCACGAAACAAGGUCCGCCGCCUGGACAGUUCCCAGCGGCUGGGUACGGUUCUAGAGAGUCAUCUUUACCACCGUCGCAUGCACCUGGUCCCCGGAUGUCCGCAAGCCCUUAUGAGGGUGGUGGUCGUGGCAUGCCUUCUCCGACCAUGAGCGGUGGUCUCGGUGGACCUCAUCCAAACUCAUUCCCACAAGGGGGUCUACCCCAAGGAGGCCCCGGCGGUGCAAGAAUAGCAAGUGCUGGUAGACCUGGCAUGCCUUUGAAAGAACGACCUAGCCAAUUAGACAACGUUGGUCGUUCAAGUGCACCGCCUCAACCGGGUAGACCUGCGAUGUCAAGCCCGCCACCAGCCAGUACACCCACGUCAGCAACAUCUGCACCAGCUUCAAAACCUCCACCCAAGACUGGCCAAGGUCCCGCCACCUUUGAGGCUAUGGGUAUCCCCCAAGGAAAGCAAGACAACGAUUGCGUAAGUCUUUUCUCACAUUUUACCAUGCGCCCUACUCUGACGGUUCAUGUGCUAAUUCUCUGGACUCUAGGUUGUCAUGUAACGGGUCAAACACAUCUUGGCAUAGAUUGGACACGGAUUUCUCAGUUAUUAUCAUGAUACCACUUUUGUUAUACGCCCACGAAUCGAACGAAAUCUUCUUUUCUCAUGUCCCUAAAGGACAAUAUGACGAACGUCGUGGCUGGGCUAGGCUCAUCUGC